Messenger RNA from Cordyceps fumosorosea ARSEF 2679, 1407 nucleotides. RefSeq names its product Major facilitator superfamily transporter. The record is from RefSeq and is a predicted model, not a curated record. Gene Ontology annotation, cellular component: fungal-type vacuole membrane. Gene Ontology annotation, biological process: transmembrane transport. NCBI's taxonomy places the organism in Eukaryota, Fungi, Ascomycota, Sordariomycetes, Hypocreales, Cordycipitaceae. Gene Ontology annotation, molecular function: transmembrane transporter activity. The transcript is spliced from 5 exons. The coding region runs from base 1 to 1407 and encodes 468 amino acids.
AUGUCUGCAACGGCCACCGCAACCACCUCGGUCGAGCUCACCGACGCCGUCGGCUGGGCCUCGAGCCGUCCCACCGGAACCAGCACCGGCGGCGGCAUCACCAGCCGCGCCAAACCCACCGCCGGCCUCCCCUCCCGCUCCGGCACCUCCUCCUCCGACACCGACGAGGAGAUCCUCGCCGCCUCGCGCGCCGUCGACUCGGCCGCGCCCGACGGCGGCUACGGCUGGGCCAUCGUCGCCAGCGGCUGCGUGCUCAUGUGGUGGGGGGUCGGCACCACCUACGCCUGGGGCGUCGUCCAGCGCGUGCUCGUCCGCGACGGGCUCGCCGGCCCGGCCGUCGUCUCCUUCAUCGGCUCUCUGCAGGCCGCCACCGUCUCGCUGUGCGCGACGGCAAACGCCUGGCUGCUGCAGCGCCUGGGCCCGCGGAGGACGGCGCUCGCGGGCGUCGCGCUCAUGGGCGGCAGCGAGAUAUUGAGCGGCUGGGCGACGAAGAGCCUGGGCGCGCUGUUUGUGACGUCGGGCGUCAUGUUUGGUCUCGGGGCGAGCUUCAUCUUUUGCGUCAUCACGGCAAUCCCGUCGCAGUACUUUAGCAAGAAGAGGGGGCUGGCCAACGGCCUCAUCUUUGCCGGCAGCGGCCUCGGCGGCGCGGCCAUCAGCUUCGCCCUCGACCCCCUCAUCGACAAGAUCGGCCUCGCCAUGGCCUACCGCGUGCUCGGCCUCACCACCCUCGCCACCGGCCUUCCCGCCGCCUGGAUCAUGAAGGAGCGCACUCGCCUCCCUCGGCGGAAAUUCAUCGACUGGACCCUGUUCAAGUCGGCCGACUUCGUCCUGAUCUGCGCCGCCACCGCCAUCGGCACCUUCCCGCUCUACGUGCCUCCCUUCUUUCUCCCACUCUACGCCGACUCGCUCGGGCUGUCCUCGGCGACCGGCGCGGGCCUCGUCGCCGGCUUCACGCUGUCCUCGGCCGCGGGCCGCGUCCUGUGCGGCGGGCUCUGCGACGUACUCGGCGCCGUCAACGUGCUGCUCAUCUCGCUACUGCUAACGGCGCUCAGCAUGCUGGCCAUCUGGCCGGCGUCGACCACGCUGGCGCCGCUCGCGCUGUUCGUGGUCGUCAACGGCCUCUCCAACGGCGGCUUCUUCUGCACGAUGCCGACGGUGGCCAGCAACGUCUUCGGCAGCGCCCGCGUGGGCAUGGUGAUGAGCAUGAUCAUCACGGGGUGGAUAGGCGGGUAUCUCAUGGGAGCUCCCAUUGCCGGCUAUCUGCUCGAAGCCUUUGGUGGCGCGGAAAAGGGCCUCACAGCAUACCGACCUGCCAUGCUGUACGGCGGCUCUCUCAGUCUCUUCUCGGCGUUUUUGGUGCUCAUCGCAAGACUCAGAGUCAACAAAAAGGUGUUUGUCAAAGUAUAG